AUGCCAAGCCAUCAAUAUUCGCUGGACUUGAUUCAGCAUCAACUCGCCUCGUCCAUCAUCGAGCAACGCGGCUCGGACGGGUACAUCAACGCCACCCAACUCUGCCAGGCUGCUGGCAGGAGGUGGGACCAGUACGUUCGGGAGGAAGCUAACGGCAGAUUCCUGCGCGCGUUGUCCAAGAGCGAGGGCCUUGAAGUGCCCAAGCUCUACCCCACGGUGACCGCUGGAGACGGACAAGUAAACGUCUGGGUGCACCCGAAGGUGGCCAUCAACUUGGGUCAGUGGCUGUCGGGCGAGUUUGCCGUCAAGGUCGCCGACUGGGUUUACGCCUGGAUGAACGGCGGCGUGCGGCCGAGGUCGGCGCAGUUGCCGUAUCACUUGCAGCGGCACAUGCAGAACGUGGGUAAGGUGCCGCACACACACUUCUCAAUCUUGCAGGAGAUGACUACAACCCUCAUCGCGCCGCUUGAGGUGCAGGGCUACACGCUGCCUGAAAGCAUGGUGCCGGACAUCUCGCAGGGGCGCAUGUUCUGCAAGUUCGCGCGUGAGAGUCUCGGGCUGGACACCGAUGCGUUGCCUACAUAUCAGCACGAGUUUCCCGACGGGCGCGUGGUCGAUGCAAAGCUGUACCCAGUCGAGCACUUGGGCUCUUUCCGGCAGUUCAUCAGCACGGUCUGGAUGCCUCAACGGGCGGCCGGCUACUUCAAGGACCGUGACCCGCAGGCCCUGCCGCUGCUCGACAAGGUGCUGCAGGUGGGAUUCAGCCCACCGCGGCUGGGCAAGCCCGUUGCGCGGAAAAAGCGCGCGUAA
Ostertagia ostertagi is the source of this 810-nucleotide messenger RNA. The record is from the annotation of a GenBank genome assembly. NCBI's taxonomy places the organism in Eukaryota, Metazoa, Nematoda, Chromadorea, Rhabditida, Trichostrongylidae.